AUUAUAUAUUUCUCUUCUAGGCUUCUUGCCACUGAAAGUUGUCCUUUCAGUUCUACUACUUGAGAGUAGUUAUGAAUUGUUUAUAGAAAUGAUGAUAGUUAUAAGGAAGAUUGGGUUGGUGAGCAACAAGAAUUGUAGGGAUUUUUUAGGUGGGAACACUCUAAAACAGAGAAAGUUCAAAUUUUAAAAAGGGGACCAGAAGGAGAUAAUGAAAUAGGUUGUUUAAAAUUCAACUCCAACCAGGACUGCUUGAAAUGCGUUUAAUUAAAGGGAAUCAUGUUGUCCUCGUGAUAAUGAAAUUAAGAAUUUUUAUUGUCCUGUUUUUUGAGAAAGUUUUGUAGCUGUUGAUAUAACCAUUACUUUUGAUCUUCACUAAAGAUAGAAUCUUGCAUGAAUAUUGUAGUAGUUUUUAAGGUUCUCAUGAAAACAGAUUUGCAGAUUGAUUAGGGGAAGUGGCUUACUUUUACGGAAGAUGAGGUGUUUCUCUUUUUCUAACUCUGACAAGAAGGAUGAACCAAGGACUCCAAAGUCUGUUUCCCUGCCCUCUUCUACUUCAGCAUCAACUGAUCAUAAUGUGAGGAGAUCUGCUUCUGGAUAUACGUCUUUCAAUGUUUCCGACAUGAGCACCGGAUCUUCUGUGGGAAUGUCACUCGGUUGUUUAUCCCACAGAAUUAGCAAUCUCAGGGAGUUUACAUUUGCAGAGCUCAGGACAGCUACAAAAAACUUUAGCAGAUCCGUCAUGCUCGGUGAAGGCGGUUUUGGGGGUGUAUACAGGGGUUCCAUCAAGGAUGAGGUUGACUCAAACCGGAAAAUUGAUGCUGCUGUCAAACAGCUCAGCAGAAGGGGAUUGCAGGGACAUAAGGAAUGGGUUACAGAAGUGAAUGUUCUAGGCAUUGUUGAGCACCCAAAUCUUGUCAAGCUGUAUGGCUAUUGCGCCGAAGAUGAUGAAAGAGGGAUGCAACGCCUUUUGGUUUACGAAUACUUGCCCAACCGGAGUGUACAAGAUCAUCUAUCAAGUCGAUUCCAGGUGCCUCUACCUUGGGCCACCAGAUUGAGAGUUGCACAGGAUGCUGCUCGCGGUUUGACAUACCUCCACGAAGGAAUGGAUUUUCAGAUUAUCUUCAGAGACUUUAAGUCAUCUAAUAUUCUCUUGGAUGAACAAUGGAAUGCAAAGCUUUCAGAUUUUGGAUUGGCUAGACUGGGCCCUUCGGAAGGAUUAAGCCAUGUCUCGACUGCGGUGGUGGGAACUGUUGGAUAUGCUGCUCCUGAAUAUAUCCAAACUGGCCGCCUAACAUCCAAGAGUGAUGUCUGGAGUUAUGGAGUCUUUCUGUAUGAACUUAUCACCGGCAGACGUCCUCUAGAUAGAAAUCGACCAAAACAUGAGCAGAAGCUCCUGGAAUGGGUGAGGCCGAAUCUAUCAGACAUCAAGAAAUUCGAACAGAUUUUAGACCCUAGGCUAAAUGGGAAAUAUUCUCUGAAGUCCGCACAUAAGCUAGCUGCCAUAGCCAAUAAAUGCUUAGUACGGCAACCAAAAAAUCGUCCCAGGAUGAGUGAAGUUUUGGAACAAGUAACGCAGGUUGUCAAAGAAAGUGCGAUUGUGAGCCCUGAAGCUCCCAUUAGUUUCCGCCUGAAAGAUUCUGAAAAGAAACAGAAGGCAGAUGGAGCAAAGACAACAGUUGUUGAGAACGUAGCAGCAGGAAAUAAAUGGUUGGUUUGGAAGGCAUGGAGACCUAAGCUAGUGACAGCUUCUUGACAAGUAGUUGCAGAAGAAAGGUCGCUGGCAUUACCAAGCAAAUUUUGUAUUGAACCAGAUGAAGCCUGUCAGGCUGCUUUUCUUGCAGCAAUUUGCUUGAUAUUUUAACUGUAUUUAUGCAAAUGGAAAUACACAUCUUUUAGAUGGUUCAUCUCCUUGUGCUGCCAAAAUAUUACCUUUCAAGCAGUAAAAUUGAAAUCUAGUUCCAGGAACCUGUACUGGAAAUAUGCUAAACCCUAAAGACAAUUAAAUUUGCUCCCGAAUCGUGAUAAUGAAAUCGAUGAAUGGUAAGCGGUGACAAGAUAAAAAUGUCUACAGAGACUACAAUCAUAAGAAGUGCCAAAUAACCAAGUAAAAUUCAUCUUCCAUUGUAUCAAUCAAUAUAAUUCAUAGGAUUUCAGAGCAAAUUAAUGCCAUCCGCAUUUAACUUUUAACUUUCAUUUGAUCGAAUCUUUGAGGCAGUCCAUUGGAACAGAAAACAGGAGCUUUCACUGCCUACAGCCUAGUUACAGGUUACAACAAUAUAUUUCCGCAGCUGCACUAAGUUAUUAGCAAGUUCACAUGCUUGUCAAUGUCAUAGAACCAUCGACCAAGCCCCGCUCCCCAACCACUCCGUCCAGCAGAAUUCAUAAAGACUUGGGCAAACUAUACUAUAAAACACAUCCAAGAUGGCAACAAAACUGACAAUUCGGGCCUAUGGUAUGAAAAAAGAAGCUAACAAGGUGAAGCAUUCGACCAAUUCUUCUAACAAAACUCUAUCAGGAAAGGGAUACAGAAAAAAGUCACUCUACACAGAUGACUUCGAGCAACUUUUUACCUUCCUCACUUAACUCCACAUUUUCCAUCUUGAUCCGGUAGCGCAUGGCAGGGCUCGUUCUUCCAGCAGCUGCAUACGUUCUCAGCAAUGUCUCAAAUACAUUCAGAUCUAAUGCUUCUACAGACUGUUUCAAAACCUCUAGAAAACCUUCUGCACCAUCAACAUCCUUGGUUUGCUCAAAGUGUUCCAUAAAUUCUGUCACAACUGCUGAGGGAGGAACCCACUUAGAACCAUCACCUCUACCAAUUGAAAUGGCAUUCUGAAUACACUCCAGAGCUAAUUUUAUAUCUCCGCUCUGGAGAUAAUGAUGAAGGAAAAUCUCCCAAGUUUUGGCAUUAGCCUUUGCCCCACAUCUACGGGCCCUUUCCUUGAGUUCUUCAGCCUUCUCCAACGAACCAUUUUUUAAAUAAGCUCCAAUGAGAACAUUUGCAAUACGGAUAUCAUAAGUUGGCUGCCCAGAUUCCCACUCCCUGAAACAUUUCUCAGCGCCUGGUAAAUCGUUAAGGUUAACCAACGCUUGAAUCAUAUUCAGAUAGCUAAUGUUUGCCGUUUUACGAAAAGCAAGUCUCAAGGAGCGCCAGACUCGGUAGACUUCACGAAUAUUUCCAGUGCGGGCAUAUAAUGUGAUUAAAUACUGGUAUGCAGACAGAUCUCGCCGAUCAUUUUUCUUCUCCAAUUCCACAAGUGCCUUCUCUGUUUUAUCAAAUAAGCCAGCAUCAGCAUAGAUUGAUGCUAAGUUGCUGUAUGUUGUCCAAUCUGAAGAAACUCGACCAUCCCUCUUCAUCUCGUCAAUAACCCUCUCAACCCCAUUAAUAUCAUUGGCAGCAGUAAGAGCCCUCAUCCAAACAUUAUACGUAAAAGAAUCUGGCAUUAUGUUACUGUCUUUCAUCUCUUGGAUCAUGGAGGAGACUUUUUCAGGCUGACCAAUUUUUGUGUAGAGAGUCAUCAAACUAUUAUAAGGCAUAGCCGUCAAUUCUAAAUUAAGUUCUUUCAUCUUCUCCAUUAACGCCUCCGCUUUCCUGACCAUCAAAGCUUUGCAGUAACAGUUCAAGAGAGCACAAUAGAUUAAAUGAUUCUUUGAUGUAUCCGGAAGAGUAACAAAAUAUGUUUCUGCUGAGGCAAUGCCCCUAGUUUUUGCGAUGAGAUCAAGAUGUAUAGCUUCAUCACUAGUUGUCUUGUUCAUUCCCCUCUUUUUCAUAGUCUCUGAAAGCUGUGUAUUGACAAAACAGUGUUAAUGCUUCACAGAUCCAAUGAAAAAAACUCGAGACAACAACAUGCACACUGAUGAUUACUUCACCAGAAGUAAAUUUACACUGACAAAAAUGCAGAAAAGAGAAUAUUGCAAUCAUCCUCUAAUCAUUAACUUUUUCCUCGGCCUACAUUUCCUAGUCAGAGACAGGUUUCUGCAGACAGCAUAAUCAGGGAUAAGCUACUUAUCACAGCUCUACAGAGACAGCUAAAAGGGUUGAAAAAAGACUCCGUCUAACUUUUCAAACAUCCCGGACAAAAAUGAAAUGCUAUUUGCUUUGCCUCCAACACAUAUUUCCAAGUUACCGGUUUAUUCACAUAUUGAGUUUACAAUGUGUUCCUACUUCGUAACUGAGUCAUUUCCAACAUAUGUCUACCCAGACCUACCUUCAACCUUGAAUGGUUUGCCUCAUUAUCAGAAACCAAGUCUGUUCAGACUCAUAUUGGUUUUUACAUAGAGCGAACAGCAUAUCAGAUUUUCACAUAGAGAGUCGGCAAACUUAUACUGUGUCUUCAACAAGCAACGAAAUCGAAUUUUACAUUGUGAGGCCCAAAAUGAGUUUUACAAUCAUUACAAUCCAACCAAUGCUUCAAAAAGCAAUCUAAAACACAUUCUUUGUAUCAGUAAGAAUCAUAGUUAGAAUUUCAACAUCACAAUCACGUUAGUUCAAAAGAAUCACAUCCUAACAACAUUCACUCCCUCUCUCUCUCUUUUCAUUUCACUCCCUCACUUAAAUCAAAUGAAUGAAAUUCCAACUUCAAAACAAAAAAACGAUAAACCCUAGAGAAUAAGCUCCACACGAUUCCCAAAUCAGAAAUGGAGUUUGAGAAAAAAUUGCAAGUAUGCAGAAAAGGAAAAUCAAAGAACCUUGAGUGCAGGGCCAUAGAGGUGGCGUUGACGAAGAAGUUUGAUGGAAUGAUCCACCUCCCAUUUGAAAGCACUUUUAUGGGACUUCAAGAACUGGUUCAAUUGUUGCCUUACGCUUUCUUCUUCGCUCCCUUCUUUGAGGAGGUUUCUGUACAGCGCUUCCUCCACGUACCUCUUCGUCGACCGUUUCGCUACGUCCUUCGUCUUUCUGGUGAACUGUUGCAUAAAUGUCGACGCCAUUUCUGCUUUGACGUGUCGCCUGUUUCUACUAAAUCUAUUUGAUUGCAGGAAGCCCUAGACUCUGCAGAGAUGGAGAAGGAGGAGGAGGAAAACCGGUGGACGGCUCAGUCACACAACAAGGGAUUCGAACUUGGGCUAUGCAAUUGGACCGUACAAUUUAUUGUUGGGUCAUUUCUUGACCCAAUUCUUCUCACAUUAAGCCCAAUGUAAAACUAGCCCAUGGAUCCUUUUUAUUUUCUUUAGGAUGUUAUUUGUUUAUUCAUUAUCAUUAUCCGUCUCAACAUUAAUACUUAUGUUUUCAUAUUGAAAUUCAUGGUUUCAA
Messenger RNA from Oldenlandia corymbosa var. corymbosa, 5248 nucleotides. The record is from the annotation of a GenBank genome assembly. Lineage: Eukaryota; Viridiplantae; Streptophyta; Magnoliopsida; Gentianales; Rubiaceae.